AUGCCUGAGGCGGCCUCGAAUGGCGGCCACAAGCGGGCGCUACUGAUCGGCUGUCCCGUUGCGGGACUCAGGGCCCCCGCCCAGGACUUGGAAACUAUGAGAACAAUACUCGAAGUUUACGGAUUUUCCUGCGAGACGGUACAAAACGCCACUAGAGCUGACAUUCUCAACCACUUGGAGGAUAUCAUCGAGGCCACGAACGCAAGCGAUGCUGUCGUGGUCUACUUCUCAGGCCAUGGAGGCCUUGUAGAGCAGACAGGCGAGAUCAACGCGAAGCGCCCAGUCCAGUUUCUCAUCCCGUAUGACUUUUCAGACACCACCGAAGGUGACUUCAGAGGAAUUACAGACGUGGAGUUGUCACAAUAUCUGCGCCGAAUCACCGACAAGACCGAAAAUGUCACCCUGAUACUGGACUGUUGUCAUGCAGCCCGCAUGGCCCGACUCAAGGCCACCGUCAAAAAGAUUGACCCGCAAGUCUAUGCUGUAGUUUUCUCACACAUUCAAAAGAUGCUGCGAGAUGGCACGCUCAACGGAGGCGGUCAUCAUGAAAGAAAUCCCCGACUUCUCACCAUUGCAGCGUCAGCGCAGACUGAGAGCGCUUACGAACAGGCCUUCGGCGAGGAGCAGCGAAGUGUGCUCACAGAAGCUCUUGAGCGUGUGAUGCUCCGACGGGAUGCGUCUGGUAAUCCGUCAAUAAGUUGCUGGCGCAGCGUCAUGCGCAGCGUUCGAGACCGCAUCAAAGCCACCUGUCCUCAGCAAUUUCCGCAAAUUGAAGGAGACGACACGCGGUUCACCUUCAGCCUUGACAAAGCGAGUCUUAAUGCCGCACUUCCGUUCUCAUACACUCCGAAGGAUGGUCCUGUCUUGGAGGGUGGGAGGCUUCACGGUGUUGUGGCGGGAGAUACUUAUGCCGUCUUGCCGGGGCUUGAUGAGCGAUUUGACUUGCGUCGCCAGAUUACUGAGAUCACCGUUGAUGCUGUUGGGCCUGUGAAGUCGCGGGUCAUCAAAGACAGCGACCUCAUCAGUCGGGUUGAGAAACAUGCUGGAUCAGACAUGAGAGCUUUUCCAAGAAAGAAGAUUGGUAGAUUGCCCGUCGCAGUUCAGCUUGGGGAGGCCUCAGAGCAGUUAAAUGGCCGCAUUGAUGGAUCGCCUUUUCUCUGCAAAGCUGAAGACAACGAUCCGUCCCCAUUCGCCACAAUCGCGCGCGGGGAUUCCGAAGUCGAGCUCUGGAGUCAGGAGACUGGUGAAUCCUCUCUCCUGGGUUGCUGGCAGGCGACAGGGGAACAUGUUGAUGCCCGAUGUGUCUCCGAGAUUAUUGACAGACUGGAGUCCAUGGCGCGGUCGAGACACCUUCUCUCGCUUGCUCGGCAAGUCGAGCCGAUUGCACUGUCACAACAAGUCGGUGUGCAGGUCGGCCGAGUCAGAUGUGGCCAACCGGACACCAGCGGCCAAGAAGGAGGCCUCGUGGUCACCGAAGGGGACAGGAUAUUCAUCAAACUUUGCAACAAUGGCCGAUCACCAGUUCUUGUAACGAUUUUCGAAAUUUGCGCUGGAUCUGUUAUGAUGCUUACUUCCGCAACACCAAGCGGCCGAGAACUUCGUCCCAAUGAGGAGUACAUCUUUGGCGAGUUGGACAUGAUAUUCGGAACCCUUGAAGGGUCUGAGGUUGAUUGGCCCGAGAGGGUGCCAAAGAAAUGCCCCAGGCUUUUCGAGAACAUUGUUGUUGUGGUAACACCUAAUCGACUCGACAUGGAUCUUCGGUGCCUUGAGACGGGCCCUGGAGCGGCCAAGGGUGCAGACAGGGGGGCUCAAGAACUCGAUGCGCCAAGUCUCAGUGAUUUCAUCGAUACUGUCGGCUCGAGCUCUACCAGAGAUUUCAAAACUCGGCAGACUUAUGUCGAAUUUGGCAUGCGUGUAGUCUCGUUCGAGCUGAACCACAACUGA
Messenger RNA from Colletotrichum chrysophilum, 1944 nucleotides. RefSeq lists its product as uncharacterized. Gene Ontology annotation, biological process: proteolysis. The transcript has a single exon. The record is from RefSeq and is a predicted model, not a curated record. Gene Ontology annotation, molecular function: cysteine-type endopeptidase activity. The coding region runs from base 1 to 1944 and encodes 647 amino acids. Lineage: Eukaryota; Fungi; Ascomycota; Sordariomycetes; Glomerellales; Glomerellaceae.